Molecule: messenger RNA, 1542 nt
Organism: Fonsecaea monophora
Lineage: Eukaryota; Fungi; Ascomycota; Eurotiomycetes; Chaetothyriales; Herpotrichiellaceae
Exons: 2
Coding region: 1-1542 (513 amino acids)
Source: RefSeq, a predicted model, not a curated record
AUGUUCGCCCUCGAAGAACCCGAGUCGAGAAAGCGACAGCGGUCCUCACAAGGGCCCGCGGAUCUCGAGGCGGAGCCGGUAGCAAAGAAACAAAAACCUCUGUCGGAAAGCCGUGACCUUCGUUGCCGUGACCUACGUUGUCGUCGUCCUCCCAGCUACUGGAACACGUUGUCCAAGGUUCAUUUGACCCGCGGCGCUCUCUGGGAGUUUGACCGCUGGAGCAUUGAAGAGAAGGUUCAGUCGCCUUGCGCACCCACGUCCAAGGUCGAAUAUCCCACAGGACGUGCUGGCCUACGGCUCAAGAGAUUUGCUCGAUGUGGGGGACCUGAUCUUUCACACCUUCGAGGGCUUGCCAACUUGCCGCUUUCGAUCCACGACAGGAUGAGCGACCAUGUUAGCUCCCAAAGCCGGAAACGCUCCUCAGCCUCGUCGAAGUCGAGUGACUUAGCCAAGAUGACCUCUCCUAAGAUCACACCUUAUAGCGGCAAUUUUGAGCAAAAACUGAUUGAUACUUGUAUCUAUCCCGAUGACCACGAACAUCCAGAUGGACAGUUUGCGCCUGAGCCGGCAAAUUUGAGCGAUAUUCAGGCCGCACAACGGGUCCCUCGACCGUCUCUCUCACCAUCGCGAUUUACAGAGGAAGAUUUCAGAGCUUUCAAGCGGGCAAAUGCAAGAGUGAAAGGCGAGACUACUGGGAUUCAUAAUCUAUUCCCUUUGAUCGCCGGAAACGAAGCAGCCCAUCGUUUCGAGAUGGACCUGUCACUAAGCAACCUGCAAGCGUUCGACAGAGAUCUCAGUGACCCAAAGCCCGACGUCUAUCAUGGAGUGGCACUAUCGACCAUCCACCCGCGGGUGCGCGCUGACUUGGGGACUUACAUCAUUCCAUCGAAGGUCGACAUAACUCGUCCGGCCGCUCCGAAUUUCUUCGUCGAGGGCAAAAGCGCUCAAGGACGAUCGGACGUGGCAAAGCGACAGGCACUGAUUGAUGGAGCUGUUGGAGCGCGAGCCAUGCACGAACUCCAGAAUUACAAAGCUAAGGAGCCGGGAUAUGACAACAAAGCACGAAGCUUCAGCGCAAUAUACCAGGCAGGCGUUGGUGUCCUCCAGACAUACGCGCACCAUCUCACAAAGCCUCCAACUCCUGGAGGGAAUCCUGAGUAUCACAUGACUCUAACUGGGUCCUAUGGAAUGACACACGACAGGGAGACAUUCGUCAAAGGAGCUACUGCGUACCGACGCAGUCGAGACCUAGCAAAGACAGAGCGGGACAGUCUCAUUGCCCAUGCCAAUCGGGUGGCCCGCCAGAUGCCUGCGCCCAGCACCAAGACACGCUUGACGACCAGCCACAAAUCCCAGUCAACGGGCCUUGUCACUGGAUCAGACUCCUCCGAAGACGAGCUGGCCCUCAACGAAGUGACCCCGGUCAAGCGCCGAAAACCAAGUGCAGCGUCCGUGAGCUCCGGUUCUGCAACUGGACGAGAUGGUCGCUCUGCUUCUGGGGCCUCUAUGGCUAUUAACAGAGCACCCUUGGCACCUCCAUAG